UUCGAACGGCGUGGUGCGAGUACCUCUGUGCCGGUUUGUGUGUUUUUUGCCAAUUAUUCCUCCAACUUCUUCUCUGCUCUUCCGCACCUCCGCGCGCCCCCCUCGCCAAAUGCAUUCGUCGAUUUUGCUAGCAGCACAGAACUUGGCCACCAAGUUCAGUCUACUGAGCCAAGUCGGACGGGCAACAGCUUCGGCAGCGCAGCAGCAACGUUCUUCAUUCCACACGUCCAAAAUGGUCCAGAUUAAGGAGGGUGACAAAAUUCCAUCGAUCGAUCUGUUCGAGGAUUCGCCGGCCAACAAGGUCAACAUUGCGGAUCUGUGCGCCGGCAAGAAGGUGAUUCUGUUUGCCGUGCCCGGAGCUUUCACCCCCGGCUGCUCCAAAACCCAUCUGCCCGGUUAUGUGGACAAAGCCGGUGAUCUCAAGUCGGCCGGCGUGGCCGAGGUCGUGUGCGUUUCCGUGAACGACCCGUUCGUGAUGUCGGCCUGGGGCAAGCAGCACAACGCCGGCGGUAAGGUUCGCAUGCUCGCCGAUCCGGCCGCCGUUUUCACCAAGCAGCUGGAACUGGGUGCCGAUUUGCCGCCGCUGGGUGGGCUGCGCUCGAAGCGCUACUCGAUGGUGCUCGAGGAUGGAGUCAUCAAGACGUUGAACGUCGAACCGGACGGCACUGGGCUGUCGUGCUCGCUGGCUGAUAAAAUUAAGGUUUAAACAGGAAUCGGAAAUCGGAAACCGCAGAAGAAAAAAACCAUCUAGAUGUGAGACAUGUUUGCACUUUGAAAGCACCGCCCCGAUAUUCGAAUUUAUAACUCGUGUGUGAUCCACUGCAACACCGCACACUGCGAACGAGAUGAAGCAAUCUCCUUGGAUGUUCCCCGAAAAUUUUCCUGAACACACUGAAUGGAUCAAUUAAUAGACUAAUCUGGCUACAAUAAAAUAAAUUGUUAAUGCAUUGGCCCCUUUAUUCUUAUAGCUGUAAUCAAAUUACAAAAACAUGGUAUUGACUGCAUGUCAUCCUUUAUUAGAUGUUUGUUUUCUAUCAAUCGCCACUUUAAAAAGGAAAACAUUUAAGUGUGGAAAAAUUAAUGCGUUUGAGCAUAAAGCUAGUUUUGUAGGUUCUUAAAAUCAAUAAAAGUUAUGCCAUAGUUAAA
Molecule: messenger RNA, 1146 nt
Organism: Culex pipiens pallens (northern house mosquito)
Lineage: Eukaryota; Metazoa; Arthropoda; Insecta; Diptera; Culicidae
Gene: Prx5
Product: peroxiredoxin-5, mitochondrial
Exons: 2
Coding region: 110-706 (198 amino acids)
Biological process (GO): hydrogen peroxide catabolic process; cell redox homeostasis; cellular response to oxidative stress
Cellular component (GO): cytoplasm; peroxisome; mitochondrion
Molecular function (GO): thioredoxin peroxidase activity
Source: RefSeq, a predicted model, not a curated record